AUGCGUGAGGCAAUCUGCAUCCACAUUGGCCAGGGCGGCGUUCAGAUCGGCAAUGCUUGCUGGGAGCUGUUCUGCCUGGAGCACGGCAUCCAGCCUGACGGCCAGAUGCCUUCCGACAAGACGAUUGGUGGCGGAGAUGACGCCUUCAACACAUUCUUCAGUGAGACAGGCGCUGGCAAGCACGUGCCUCGCUGCGUGAUGGUUGAUCUCGAGCCAACCGUCGUGGAUGAGGUCCGCACAGGCACCUAUCGUCAGCUUUUCCACCCGGAGCAGCUCAUCUCUGGAAAGGAAGACGCCGCAAACAAUUUCGCACGCGGACAUUAUACGAUUGGCAAGGAGAUCGUGGAUCUUGUCCUGGACCGCAUCCGUAAGCUCGCCGACAAUUGCACUGGGCUUCAGGGCUUCUGCGUUUACAACGCCUGCGGCGGAGGCACCGGAUCCGGUCUCGGCUGCCUGAUGUUGGAGCGCUUGUCCGUGGACUACGGAAAGAAGAGCAAGAUCUCCUUCACGGUCUGGUGCUGCCCUCAGGUGGCCACCGCCGUGGUCGAGCCCUACAAUACUGUCUUGUGCGUGCACUCCCUCCUGGAGCACACGGAUGUGACCAUCAUGUACGACAAUGAAGCGCUCUAUGACAUCUGCCGCAGGAACCUGGACAUUGAGCGCCCCACGUACACGAACCUGAACCGACUCAUCGCUCAGAUCAUCUCCAGCUUGACGGCGUCGUUGCGGUUCGAUGGAGCCUUGAACGUGGACAUCACGGAGUUCCAGACCAACCUUGUCCCGUACCCGCGCAUCCACUUCAUGUUGACCUCCUAUGCCCCUGUCAUCUCUGCGGAGAAG
Symbiodinium pilosum is the source of this 840-nucleotide messenger RNA. The record is from the annotation of a GenBank genome assembly. NCBI's taxonomy places the organism in Eukaryota, Dinophyceae, Suessiales, Symbiodiniaceae.